This is a messenger RNA of Hansenula ciferrii, 708 nucleotides long. RefSeq lists its product as uncharacterized. Bases 1 to 708 code for a protein of 235 amino acids. The record is from RefSeq and is a predicted model, not a curated record. NCBI's taxonomy places the organism in Eukaryota, Fungi, Ascomycota, Saccharomycetes, Phaffomycetales, Wickerhamomycetaceae. The transcript has a single exon.
AUGACUACACUCACUGAAUUACCAUUGGAGCUCAUUCUUCAUAUCACAAGCUUCUUGGAAACAGAUCUUCAAGAUUUCAAGAACUUUCUCCUUUCCAGUGUGAAGAUUCAAAACUUAUUGAAAGAUUCAUAUUGCAUAGUGACAAAUGAUAUCAACUACAAGACAUCUUUCAAAGAUCUAGGAUUCACUAAGGAGAGUCCAUUCUAUGUUUCGAAUCUACUUGUAUCGAAUGAUUGGAUAUAUACCAAAGCUGGAAGAGAUCUAUCCAUUGAUGACUAUGAAGAUGCAGUUUAUAAGGACGAUUCAUUUUUGAAAAACUUUAGAGGUACAAUAUUUCUUGAUUUCCAUUCUAAUGAAGAAAUUAAUAUGUUGAGUGAUUCAAUAAAGAAGCUUGUUGACUUAGUUAGAGAUAUCCCUCCUGAGAGAGUCACUUUCAGAUAUUCAUGGUAUGAAGAUCCUAAUGUGUUACUUCAAGAUCAAAAACCAGAUGUAUCAACAAGUGAAUUUGCUGAUAGAGUAUUGAUCAAUGUUACACAUUCAUCUUUAGAUAAUUAUUUGCAAACAAUGGUUGAGGAGUGUGAUUUGAGAUUGAAAUUUAAUAAUCAUUAUGAAGCUCCUGAAUAUUUGAAAACUGGUCCUAUUUGCUCUUUUUUUGACUUACUUUAUACCUCCAAAAAAAGAAAGCGAAGUUAUACUGAGCUUCCAUGA